Molecule: messenger RNA, 279 nt
Organism: Penicillium crustosum
Lineage: Eukaryota; Fungi; Ascomycota; Eurotiomycetes; Eurotiales; Aspergillaceae
Exons: 1
Coding region: 1-279 (92 amino acids)
Source: RefSeq, a predicted model, not a curated record
AUGCCAAUGAAUGGAUUGACCGACGGUGUACAGCGGAGACGCCGUCUCGCCGAGAACCAGCUACAGCCACAUGUAACCACAUUGACGGCAAAGCUGAUAAGACAGGGUAACAUUAUCUUGCCACAACAACCCCUGCAGUCUCCACUGAUUGGUGGUGUGGUUCAGGCUAACUUCUCUCAAGUCGAAAGUCUCUCCGCACCGGGUAGUUGUGGAGCAAUAUGGGUCGUGUGCUUAAUUUCCCGAGGUCUUUCCGCCCAGCUCACUAGCUGGUAUACUUGA